Alosa sapidissima (American shad) is the source of this 3711-nucleotide messenger RNA. It is a transcript of the gene stra6, whose product is annotated as signaling receptor and transporter of retinol STRA6. Gene Ontology annotation, molecular function: retinol transmembrane transporter activity; signaling receptor activity. Gene Ontology annotation, biological process: vitamin A import into cell. The record is from RefSeq and is a predicted model, not a curated record. Gene Ontology annotation, cellular component: plasma membrane. Bases 671 to 2656 code for a protein of 661 amino acids. The transcript is spliced from 18 exons. NCBI's taxonomy places the organism in Eukaryota, Metazoa, Chordata, Actinopteri, Clupeiformes, Clupeidae.
CUCCAGGCUAUAUAGCCUACACGGAAAUGUCAGAGGAUUCCACACCAAAACACUUGCUACAGCAUUCAACUUGCAGCACGCUUGGUGUUUGCGGACAGGUUUCUGGUGAAAACUGCAUUUGUGGCUGCUAUGUGCAUCUUCAGAUUCCCCUUUCCUCUACACCUGUGCGUCUUUCACUGAGAAAUUGAGAUGGUCCUCCCCGGUCUGUUAGUAAUCCUCAUCUGACAAAGGGCCUGUGCAGGGGAAGAGGAUUGGGGGGUGGCACUCAGCAGCCUGCUCCCGUCCCGGUCACAUCACACCUCUGCAGGAGCAGCGAGGGACCUGCAGAUACGCCGAGAGAGUCAGGGAGAAAAGAAGAGAAACAGGGUGAAGAAGGAAAAGAAAGAGGAGAAAAAAAGAGGAGAGCACGGACACUGGAUCCCACAACAGCAGCAGCCACGGCAGUGCCAGACACACCAGCGACGCUUUCAAACUUCAGAGAAAACUUUUUUUUCUCUCUCUCUCUCUCUCUCUUUCCUUUUUUCCUGCCAUCUGCCUGCAGUGAAGCGUGAGCCGCAGAAGAGGAGCCAGGGACGCACUGUGAGGCUCUGUGAGGACAAGGACCACAUCGAGGACGAGGGCUCUGGUGUGUUUUUCAGAAACUGGACUUGGGUAACACACACCUGGCACCAUGAGUGCAGAGGUACAGGACUACUACAGUUAUGACUAUGGGAACGCCAUGCCCACCAAGCCCCCCAAAGAAAUAAUCCCUCCCUGUGAUCCCACAGCGGACGACAGGCUCUACCACAUAUGCAUUGCAGCAGUGUCCCUGGUGAUCAUGCUGGUGCUGGCGGUGCUGGCCAGGAGGAAGAAGGUGAACGAUAACCUGAGGGGAUUCUCAGGACUGCUCAGCCCAGUAAACUUCCUGGACCACACUCAGCACAAGGGCCUGGCGGUGGCGGUGUAUGGGGUGCUCUUCUGCAAGCUCUUCGGCCUGGGCAUCUCCCCCAGUCCCCUGCCCUUCGUUAAGGACUCGGCCCACAGACAGUACUGGAUAAUUCUUGCCCUGGUCUACUACCCAGCCCUCUACUACCCGCUGUUGGCCUGUGGCACACUGCACAGCCAGGUGGGCUACGUCCUGGGCAGCCUGUUGUCCUGGUCACACUUCAGCGUCCUCGUCUGGCAGAAGGUGGACUGCCCAAGAACACCAGAGAUUUAUAAGUACUACGCCCUUUUCACCAGCCUGCCCCAGAUCGCUUGUCUGGCCUUCCUUAGUUUCCAGUAUCCACUGCUUCUCUUCAAAGGCCUGAAGGGCUCAGACAAGCACGAUACCCAUGAGGACCUGAGGAGCAGCUACUACAGGGAUUACGUGAAAAAGAUCUUGAAGAAGAAGAAGCCAUCCAAAUCAAGCUCCAGUGCCUCAAAACCCAAUUUGUUUGAAAGGAUCUCUGAUGCUAUUAAGUCCUACAUCUACACACCAGAAGAUGCUUUCAGGUUUCCAUUAAAACUUGCCAUUUCUGUUGUGGUGGCUUUCAUUUCCCUUUAUCAGAUGGCUGUGCUGCUGGUCAGUUGUGUAGUGCCAACCCUGCAGAUCGUACGUAGUGGCGUAGACGAGGACAUCGCCUUCCUCCUGGCCGGCUUCAACAUCAUCCUGUCGGAGGACCGCCAGGAGGUGGUCAAGAUAGUCAUCUACUACAUGUGGUGUGUGGAAGUGUGCUACAUCUCAGCCAUGACCCUGUCCUGCCUGGUUAACCUGGCUAUGCUGAUGAGGUCCAUGGUGCUGCACAGGGACAACCUGCAGGGCUUGUAUAGAGGGGACAUCUACAACGUGUUCAACUGCCAGAGGAGCAUCAGGCCAUCUCGGCCGGCGCUGGUCUGCUGGAUGGGCUUCACCAGCUACCAGGCUGCGGUCAUCUGCCUCAGCAUGACCAUCCAAACGCUGGUGUUUUUCAUCUGCCUGCUGUUUGCUGUGUUCCUGGUCAUCAUCCCAGUUCUUUAUGGCCAGAACCUCUUCCUCUUCCACAUCAUAUCAAACAUGUGGCCCUUCUGGCUAAUGCUGAUCCUGGCUGUGUUUGUUCAGCACCUGGCUACCAGGUUCCUGUUCAUUAAAAAGGUUUCCGGAGCACGAGACCUCCACAACAGGGGUAGUCUGUUCCUGAUGACCUACCUGCUCUUCCCCGUCAAUGUCCUGCUGGGUGUGCUCUUGGGCAUCUGGAGGGUGGUCAUCACGGCCCUCUUCAACAUCAUCCACUUAGGCAGGAUGGACAUCAGCCUCCUCAACCGCAACGUGGAGGCUUUCGACCCAAGUUACCGCUGCUAUGCCCAUUACCUGAAGAUUGAGGUGAGCCAAUCUCACCCGGUCAUGAAGGCCUUCUGCGGCAUGCUCUUGCACAUCUGCAGCCAGGACGGUGUGCCACGGACCAGGGAUGCUGAGGAAGGCAUCCAGCUGGUGCAGCAGGAGAAGAAGCAGAAGAAAGUGUCGAGUGCGAAGCGCGCCCGGGGCCACUGGCAGCUGCUCUACACGCUGGUCAACAACCCAUCGCUGGUGGGCUCGCGCAAGCACUUCCAGCGCCAGACCUCCGAGGGCUUCUUUAACGGCACGCUCUGCCGCACCGGCAAGGACGGCAGCAUCCUCAAGGAGCCCAGCAAGGAGGCAGAGAGCGCCGGCUCCAAGUGAGCUGGACCCAGCCAGUGACCCCCGACUGCCCAGCCCAGUCCAGCCCAGUCCAGCCUGACACUGCACUCCAAGCCACCGGGCCUCUUAGUCUCUCACACACAUGCGCGUGGGCCUGCUGUGGACUCCCCUCUUGGCCAUAUUAAAGAUGCUAGUAUUAUCUGUCUGCUGCUGCUGCUGCUGCUGUAGAACUGACCUGCGUUGGGUGAGCUCAAGUGAGUGCGCUCACGUAGCGCAGCGCUUCAGGACAAACUCAGUUCAGUCUCAUGGGGUGGGGUGGGGUGGGGUGUGGGAGUUCAAUCCAGCUAUUUAACAGCUAUGUCCGUGAGACAUUUAGCCGCUAAAUGCCUUGAUUUGACAGUCUCUCUAAAAUGCAGGCAGUGAUUUGGUUAUCUAUAUGAGUGAGCGUACAGCAUGCAUGUAUGCAUGGGUGGGUGAAUGACCUGUAUGGGCUGUGUGUGUGUGUGUGUGUGUGUGUUUGAGACCGUUAUGUUCAGAAAUACACAGCUCGACUAUCAGCAAAUUGGCGUGGCACUGACAUUGUCUCUAACCAUUUCUGUAAGGUUAGAAUAUUUAUGAAUGUACAAAGUGUUCUAUUUUGAAGAUUUAGCUAUUGUUAAUUUGAAGUGCCUAUAAUUUCACACACAAAUUGGUGAAAUGGUCACCAGUUGUGAAAAGAAUAAUAAUAUAGUUAAGUAUGGACAGAUCCAACUAUUUAUAUACUAGAUAGCUUGACCUGUCUGUUUUGUUUGUCAUCUAUUAUUUGUCUUGUGCAACCGUUUUUCUCAUCUCUUACUGUGAAAUUUUAUUUCAACACUGGACACUCUGCUCUCAUCUCUCCUUUGUUCCUUUACUUACAUAUCAGCUUCUUCUCCAUGUUGCUGCUCUUUAUGUGUCAGAACCAUGUCUCACGUUGCUUUUGAGGAAAUCUAGUGAAUUUAUUUGUGAUUAAAAGACAGAAGUGUGAACAAUAAAACUUGAGAUUAUUCUUUAUUUCGGUGAAAUUUGUUCAGAUUAACUGUUAUUUUGAAAGAACAAAUUAAACAAUGCAGCGCUCC